Cyclopterus lumpus (lumpfish) is the source of this 1225-nucleotide messenger RNA. It is a transcript of the gene cd63, whose product is annotated as CD63 molecule. The record is from RefSeq and is a predicted model, not a curated record. Bases 154 to 876 code for a protein of 240 amino acids. Gene Ontology annotation, cellular component: membrane. NCBI's taxonomy places the organism in Eukaryota, Metazoa, Chordata, Actinopteri, Perciformes, Cyclopteridae. The transcript is spliced from 8 exons.
AAUGGAGAAGUAGAGGAGGUGGGAAGUGAAGGAGCCAAGGGAGGAGCGACUAUAAACGGCAGGAGUUAACAUUUCAACACUUGGUCGUCGUCUUCGCCUCUCAUCGCAGGGUUUUACAGACUUCUUCUCUAAGGAAACAGAUCAGUAUCAGCCAUGGCUGUAGAGGGGGGAAUGAAAUGUGUCAAGUUCCUGCUUUUCUUUUUCAACUUCAUUUUUUGGCUAUGUGGCAUAGCAUUGAUUGUCGUGGGAAUCCUGGUUCAAGUGGGAUUUCACGAAACCUUGAUCAUCCGCGAUGUGUCGGCCUCAGCAGCUCCCGUUGUCAUCAUUGCAAUCGGCGUUGUGAUUUUCUUCAUCGCCUUCUUUGGCUGCUGUGGUGCCUGGAAAGAGAGCAACUGCAUGAUCACCAUGUUUGCCAUUCUUCUCUUCCUGAUCAUUGUUGUUGAGAUUGCAGCAGUAAUCGUUGGAUACGUCUUCAGAAACAAACUGUCAAAUAUCGUCCAGGAUAGUCUCACUGACAUGAUUUCUGGUUACAAGAACGGCACAGAUGAAUUCAGAAGCACCUUGGAUAAACUGCAGGAGGAUUUGAAAUGCUGUGGUGUAAACAGUUCCUCUGAUUGGAGCAGUUUUAGAGCUGAUGGAAACUCUGUGCCUGACUCAUGCUGCUUGACUCUCUCAACCAACUGUGGAAUCAAUGCCAUGACGAACGCUGCCAUAGUGCACCAGAAGGGUUGUCAUGAUGCGUUGGAGGCUUUUCUGAAGAAAAACAUCCUGUGGGUGAUAGUUGUAGCUCUUGUCAUUGCUGGCCUGCAGAUUUUGGGCAUCGUGUUCUCCUGCUUGUUGAUAAGAGGCAUCCGCAGCGGCUACGAAGUCAUGUGAUUCAGCUUCACACCCGAGUAGGAGUUGUCUGUUCGAGUUAUGCUUAUUGGGAUCUUCAUUUGGAAACUUUUAAUAUGUUCAUCCUAUAUUUCAGAUAUAUUGCACAAAACAAUAGAUUUUCGAUCAUAUUUUUAUAGGUUAACAAUAUCUCUACUUUGAUACUGUGUAUACGUUUUAUGUUUCUGUUGAUUGUGAGGCAUAUUAACACUUUUACUGGUUCUGUUGAGAAGACUUAAGAUCUGUUUUUAUGGUUUGCUGUUUUCCAGUUUUCUUUAAAGACUUUUAAAUUAUUUCUGUAUUAAUUGAAGCGUAAAUACAAACGUAGAAAAUAAAUGCAUCAUGAAAGUUA